Messenger RNA from Anoplopoma fimbria (sablefish), 1649 nucleotides. It is a transcript of the gene car15, whose product is annotated as carbonic anhydrase 15. The transcript has 8 exons. Gene Ontology annotation, cellular component: plasma membrane. Gene Ontology annotation, molecular function: zinc ion binding; carbonate dehydratase activity. NCBI's taxonomy places the organism in Eukaryota, Metazoa, Chordata, Actinopteri, Perciformes, Anoplopomatidae. The record is from RefSeq and is a predicted model, not a curated record. Bases 1 to 951 code for a protein of 316 amino acids.
AUGAUUUGGGCUGCUGCUCUCCUCAUGAUUGUUGUUUCGUACGUUAAUUCAGAGGACUACUGCUACGAUGAGCCACACUGCGAUCCUUAUGCGUGGGGAGACAUGUUCCCGUCUUGUCACCCUUUACUUGAAGAGCAUCACUCUCCCAUCAAUCUGGACCACCCGAUGACCAGGAACGAGUCUCUGGGAUCUUUACACCUGGAGGGCUUCGACGUGAUCCAAACGGGCCACUGGACCAUUAAAAACGACGGACACUCUGUGGUGCUGCAGGUUGGCAACGGCAUGUCGGUGAGCGGCGGAGGUCUUCCAGAUGUGUACCACACCAUGCAGCUGCACUUCCACUGGGGAGGCCCGGCCACUAACGGUUCAGAGCACACUGUGGACGGACGCAGAUACCCGAUGGAGAUGCACAUAGUCAACAUGAAGUCCAUCCAUCCGAAUAUGACAGCAGCCAUGGACGAUCCAACAGGACUCGCUGUUCUUGGGUUCUUUAUUGAUGUUGUUUACGCAGACAACGUGCACUUCGGACUCAUCUCACAAAAGCUGUCCUCUGUUGCUUACAAAGGCCAAACCACCAAAAUCAAGCCAUUCCCGCUGACGAACCUUCUGCCAAAGCACAACAUGAGUCAGUAUUACCGUUACUACGGCAGCCUCACCACCCCUCCGUGUUCUCAAGUGGUUGUGUGGACUCUGUAUGAAGUCCCCAUCUACAUCUCAUGGUCCCAACUGGCUCAGUUUACCUCACAGAUCUUCUCCACAGAGGAGGACGCAGAGCAGGUGACACCUCUGCAGAACAACUUCAGACACAUCCACCCGACCUUCAGCCGCGUCAUCUCUGUGUCCAAAGACGUCAAACUCCUCACAGGGACGUCCGGUCGUCCCCUCGGCUCCGAUGUGUCACUGCAGCUGCUUCAAGUCAUUUUGCUGGGAGGCUUCAUCUCUGGACUUUAAUGACACGUUAAGUCAAAAACAUGAAACACUGCAUUGUCAUACAAAAGAUGGAUUCAUGUGUUUGCAACUCACUCCAGAAUGACAUUUAGAUGAUGACCAGCAAAGAAUAAAUAUCAAAAUACAAACUGUGAAUAAAGUACUGUAAAAUGUUGCUAAAUGUUAAACCGUCUCUGCAGUCUCUGCAGGUUUAACUUGAUUAGUGCAUUUAAAAUGUGAUUAAAUAAAUGUCUCUUUACUAACAGUUUAAAAUAAUGUCAUUUGAGCAUUGAAAUGUGUUUUUAUGGUGACAGCCAUGUGUGCAUUUAUGACUGUAGGCCUUUUUACUCAGCUUGUUCUUGAAAAAAGGUACAAGCGGAACAUAUACUGUAUGGUCUUCUCAUUUAGGUUUGUGUCAAAAAUAUUACAAUGAAAGUGACAAAAGUAAAAUGGAAAAAAUAGGUAUUAAGUAUUGGACAAGUAUUGAUGGCUCUGGAUCAAAAGUUGAAUAUUUCAAUAAAAAACAAAAAUGUCAACCUCAUAUGGGCUAAAAAUAUAAAGAAAUGCAAAUUGUUGAAGUAUGAAGUGUUUUUGUAAUACAGAUCUCAGAAUUUCAGUCAAAUACAAAUGCAAUGUGGGGGAAUUAAAGAAAGUUACUUUUACUAAUAUAUGAUAUUAUGUCAGCAACGCUCAGGCCAUCACAUUGAUUAGAAACGUUGUAU